AUGACGACGACGAAGACGACGAUUUGGCGGCCGAACGUGAGAGUGACCCUCGACGAGUAUGGCGAAGUCGAGGACACGGAGAGGGGGGGAGAGGAGUUGACGAAGCGGGGGACGAAGCGGAAGAGAGCCCCUCCCACGAAGGGGCCGUGCGAGCACGGAGUGAAGCAUCGGUCGCAAUGCAAGGUGUGCGGUGCUUGUCCGCACGGGAAGAGGCGCUCUCGGUGCAAGGAGUGCGGUGGGGGUGGAAUCUGCGAGCACAGUCGUGAGCGCCACCGGUGCAAGGAGUGCGGUGGUGCAUCAAUCUGCGAGCACGGUCGUAUACGCUCUCAGUGCAAGGAGUGCGGUGGGUCUCAAAUCUGCGAGCACGGUCGUGAGCGCCACCGGUGCAAGGAGUGCGGUGGUGCAUCAAUCUGCGAGCACGGUCGUAUACGCUCUCAGUGCAAGGAGUGCGGUGGGUCUCAAAUCUGCGAGCACGGUCGUGAGCGCUGUAGGUGCAAGGAGUGCGGCGGGUCUCAAAUCUGCGAGCACGGUCGUAUACGCUCUAAGUGCAAGGAGUGUGGUGGGGGCUCAAUCUGCGAGCACGGUCGUGAGCGCUCUCAGUGCAAGGAGUGCGGUGGGUCUCAAAUCUGCGAGCACGGUCGUGUACGCUCUCAGUGCAAGGAGUGCGGCGGGGGUGGAGUCUGCAAGCACGGUCGUAUACGCUCUCAGUGCAAGGAGUGCGGUGGGUCUCAAAUCUGUGAGCACGGUCGUCAGCGCUCUCUGUGCAAGGAGUGCGGUGGGUCUCAAAUCUGUGAGCACGGUCGUCGGCGCUACAGAUGUAAGGACUGUCAUCGCGGCACGUGA
Micromonas commoda is the source of this 843-nucleotide messenger RNA. RefSeq lists its product with no specific name. The transcript has a single exon. The record is from RefSeq and is a predicted model, not a curated record. NCBI's taxonomy places the organism in Eukaryota, Viridiplantae, Chlorophyta, Mamiellophyceae, Mamiellales, Mamiellaceae. Bases 1 to 843 code for a protein of 280 amino acids.